Molecule: messenger RNA, 2373 nt
Organism: Apis cerana (Asiatic honeybee)
Lineage: Eukaryota; Metazoa; Arthropoda; Insecta; Hymenoptera; Apidae
Product: calcineurin subunit B type 2
Molecular function (GO): calcium ion binding
Source: RefSeq, a predicted model, not a curated record
GUAGUUGUGUAUUUCGUUAAAGUUUCCUUUCUAUAUUUCAUAUUUUCUACUGCCUAUCAAAGUACAUACUUACUUAUUUGCUGAUCAAUUUUGACAUUUUAUAAUAAAUUUUUAAUAGAAACGACAUAAAAAUACACAUACAUAUACAUAAUGGGUAAUGAAAGCUCGUUGCCUAUGGAACUAUGUUCCAAUUUUGAUGUUGAUGAAAUUAGAAGAUUAGGAAAACGAUUUCGGAAGUUAGAUUUAGAUAAUAGUGGUGCUUUAAGCAUUGAUGAGUUUAUGUCAUUGCCAGAAUUACAACAAAAUCCUUUAGUACAACGUGUUAUAGAUAUAUUUGAUGCUGAUGGAAAUGGAGAGGUAGAUUUUAAAGAAUUUAUUCAUGGUGUUUCUCAAUUCAGUGUUAAGGGAGAUAAAGAAAGUAAAUUAAGAUUUGCGUUUAGAAUUUAUGAUAUGGAUAAUGAUGGUUUUAUAAGCAAUGGAGAAUUAUUUCAAGUAUUAAAAAUGAUGGUUGGUAAUAACUUGAAAGAUACACAGUUACAACAAAUUGUUGAUAAAACAAUAUUAUUUGCUGAUAAAGAUGAAGAUGGUAAAAUUAGUUUCGAAGAAUUUUGUUCUGUUGUUGGUAAUACAGAUAUUCAUAAGAAAAUGGUGGUUGAUGUUUAAAUUAUCAAGUUUAUGAGAAAAAAGAUAUUAAAAAAAAAAUUAUAUCAAUUUGACUUUUUCAUUAUUAAUAUUAGAUUUAUUGGAUAAUUAUAAAUAGAGUGAAAUUAUGAUCAUAUUAAGUCUUUAAUCAAGCCAAUUUUUUAUAUAAGUUUAUCAUCUUUAAAUAUUUUUUUUAUAAUUAUUAUAAUUAUAAAUUAAUUACCAAUUUUCAAAAAUAUUGUGCACAUUUAUUAAAUGUAAGAUGUCUCGGUUGAAAGAAAAUACUUAAAUAUUUUUUUGUUCUUAAUGACAUCUAAAAAUAUUUUUGAUAAUUUAAAUAGUUUUAAUAGAAAUAGUUUGAAUAUUGUGGAAAGAGAAAUUUUUUUGGAAUAUCACUUUUUUUGAUAUUUAUUUAAAGUUAUUGAUUUUUUUUUUAUUAAGAAAUGUGAUAGUAUAAUAAUUUUUUUGUAUUGUAUUAUGUAAUGAAUGAAAGUAUAUUUGAUGAUAUCUGAAUAAAUCAUAAUUUUUAAUUGAUUAAAAUAUAUUAAACAAUUAUAAAACAAAUAGAAUAAUAAAUUUAUUGUUUAUGUUAAUUAUUGUUAUGUUUAUGUUAUAAAUGUUUAAGAUAUUUAUUAAUAAUAAAUUCUAUAUAUAAUUGAAUUUUAUAUUUAUUAGUAUACAUAAAUGAAAUCUGUUUUUUAGUUUCUCAACUAUUAAAAUAUUGCUGCUUUAAAAUCAAUUAAAUUAUGCUAGAAAUUUAUAUGUCAUUAAAAACAAAAAAGACAUUUAACUAAUUUCAACAUUUAAAUAGUUUUUUCAUAUUUCAUAAAUUAUCUGACAUAUCUUGUAAAUUAUACAAUUUUAAUAUAAUUAGUCUUUCAUAUACAUUCACAGAGUUUAGUUUUUGGUCAAAAAUUUUAUAGUCAUAGAAUAAUUUUAUUAUUUCAUAAUAUAUAAAUAAUUAACAUUAUAAAUAUGUUAUCUAAUUCAUUCACAAAAAGCUAUAAAAUUAUUUCAAAAGUUUAAUUUUAAAAUAUAAUUAUAAUUAUAUAAAUUACUUAAAAAAUGUUUUUUUAUAUAUUGAAAUGUAAUUAAAAUACUAUUAUAAAUAUUUUUUAAAUAUUAUUUUAUAACAUAUUUCAAUAAUUUGCAUAUUAUAAAUAUUACUAAAUAUUACUAAAAAUUUUGAAUUUUUAUCAACUUUAAAAUUUUUUUAAUUUUUCAAUUAAAUGCUAUUGUAGCUGAAUAAAUAAGAAUAUUUUAUUUAAUCUAUAAUACAAAAUUUUUAGUUGAAUUGAAUUAAUCUAUUAAAUUUGGAUAAGUGUUAAUUUUUAAGAUUUUUAUUCAACUUUGAAAUGAAUUUUAUAUUUUAUAUAUAUAUAUUGUAUUUAAUAUAUAUAAUAUAUUAUUAAUUAAUUGAGCAUUUGAAAGAAAUAAAUUAUUUAAUUAAUUAUAACUAAUUAACAUUUGAGCUCUCUCUUAAGUUAAUAAAAUUAAUUUUCUAAUAUAAAUGAUUAUCAAAUUUUGAAUUAAAAAAUCAGGAUUUUAAAAACUUUCAAGUGCACAAUUAUUUUUAUAUAAAUGUGUUAUAUAAAAAAAUUAAAUUACAUCCAUUUAUUAUAAUUAUAUAUAUUAUAACAUAUAUAAUAUAAGUCUUGUACAUUUACGUAUUAUCUUAAUGUUUGAUCAAAAAAUUAUUGAAAUUAUAUUGAAAUAAAUCUAUAUAAUAUA